Molecule: messenger RNA, 777 nt
Organism: Helicoverpa zea (corn earworm)
Lineage: Eukaryota; Metazoa; Arthropoda; Insecta; Lepidoptera; Noctuidae
Exons: 3
Coding region: 1-777 (258 amino acids)
Source: RefSeq, a predicted model, not a curated record
AUGUCUGCAUUGUCAAGAAAGAAAAGAAUUUUGAAUUUAGCGCUACAAAUUAAUGAAAAUAAUUGUUCUGAUCCCACUACGUACAGAAAUAACAAUGAAGAAAGGAAUAAUCUUGAAUCUGCAAUUGAACGUGACAGCAAUACUAGCUCCCCGCUACCGUCCGAUGCCCAAAACAUUAUCGUCGAAAUGGCAGAAGUAUAUCAUGCCGUAUUUGAUGAGACUAUCCAUACAGAUGUACCAGAACUACAACUUGAAGCUACCGAAAAUCAUAUUCAUACCACAUGUCAGCAAGUAGUUUCACCCUCUAACACCAAUACAACAGUAUCUGAAUGGCGCCUGCUUGUGCGAUGGGCAAAAACAGAAGGAGAACCAUAUUUAGUUAAAAAUAUGAUACAGGAAAACUUCUUUAACUUUAAGACCCAUGUAAGUGACAAACUAUGGAACAAAAAUUUAAGAAAACAAAAAAUAUUGUGGACUAAAGUUAAAGAAGUUUUCGUUGACAACGCUGAACCAAAUAAAUUGUACAUCAAGUAUGAUUUAAAUGCAGAAUCUUAUGAAUGCUUAGUUUUACGAAACGAUACUAGAAACUCAUCUGUAUUGCCUGUCUUAGAGCGUGCUUAUUCUUCACCACUUAAGUUAACAAAAGAUAAAUAUAAUGAUUUGGAGAGCAUGUGCAGAACAGGUGUUAUAAAUGCCACUAAUGCAAUAUUUUUUAGAUCUUUACCCUACAAAUCUAACAAUGCAAAUGACGACUUAAGUGAUGAAAGUAAUGAAUAA